Messenger RNA from Haliotis rufescens (red abalone), 1808 nucleotides. Its product is annotated as divergent protein kinase domain 1A-like. The transcript is spliced from 6 exons. Lineage: Eukaryota; Metazoa; Mollusca; Gastropoda; Lepetellida; Haliotidae. Bases 104 to 1354 code for a protein of 416 amino acids. The record is from RefSeq and is a predicted model, not a curated record.
CUUUACUUCCGGUUGAAGUAAUACACAUAAUAUUUGCAGACGAUGGAAAUAAUUGAUCGAAGAUGAUCGUUACUUCUGCGUCAGAUUGGUGCAUAACUGACACAUGUUUAGUUGUCCAAUUCGACUCAGGAUGCGAAGACGGAAGAGAGUGCGAACCUUGUUACUAUCUGCCCUUGACCGACUCAUCUCGUGUUUAGAGUUCUGUCAGGAACUGAGUCAAGGGCCAUGGAAGAUGUGGCUGUUUGUUGUCCUGAUGCUGGGACUGCUGUACGCCAGUGUGUGGAGGAUCUUCUUCUAUGACCCCUGUGACAGCUCACUCAUCAGGAAACAACUGUGUGCCCAGUACCAUGCAGGAGAGGUGGCUGGUACUCUGUGUUACCCUAUGUGUGUACAAAAGGUACAGUUCUUCUCCUAUUGUGAUGCUACAGAGGAAGAGAAGAGUUUUGUGUGGCACCAGACAAAGUUCAAAGUUCAGAUGAUUGAUGAGUCUGUGGCGUGGUGGAGGUUGAAGGAAGGCACUCUCAUAUCAGAGUUCAGAGGUCAGGUGUCAUCCUUCCUGCAGCUGAAACUUGGACAUUCCACAUACGAGGACUUGACAGACAAGCUCUUACUGUAUGCAGACUUCAAUGAAGAUGGAAAGCUGUCUCUGGCAGAAGCACAGUCACUGUGGAGACUCAUACACAUACAGGAGUUCCUCUUGCUCUACAUAUUCCAAAAGAGUUCCACAUUCCCUAACAUUAAUGGAACAUGUGGCCAUUUCUACGGCUUCCAGCAUACUCCCAUUCCUCGUCUGUAUGACAAGCAACCAAACAGCUGGCUCAGCAAAUUGUUCACCAACUCCUACAAGUGGGAAUUCCCCCGCUGGGCCAAGCGCGCCCGCGUGACACUCGGCAUUGUGGAGUUCAGUAUGGAUAUCUAUGAGGAACAGGGCACCAAGUUUCUCAUGUGUGAUAUUUCCCCGGUGAAUUUCGGCAUCACCUUUGACUAUGAAGCCAUGUUGACAGGCACCAAAGACAUUGCUUCUGCAUAUAGCAUCGGGACUCUUCUCCAGAACCGAACAUGUUACUCUGAUUCGGAUUGUGUAUACUCCAGACAUUGUCGGUCCAUGUGUGAUAGGAAGGGAAGGUGUUCAGGGGAGAUAACUCAUCCCACUCUGUGGUUUGUUUGUGAUAUUAUUCGAGACUAUCUAUUGUUUGAUGCCCCUAAGCAUCUAUAUUAUGAGUUAAAGAGAUUGUUAAGUAAAUGCUCAUUCUUGUCAAUGAAAGGAGAUAAUCCUGAUUUGAAGCAUGCUGUCGUAUAUCAUGAUCUCAAAUCUUUUCUAUGGAAAGAAAUACAAUACAGUCCAGAUGCAUAGUUAGAAUUUGCUGCUUGAUUUCACCACAGUUUAAUUACUUUUAUUUUAUCUUGUUGCAGUAUGUUGUCUUUUACAACAACAAAAUGUCUAGUAAUGAUAUUAGUAAUUGGUUCAGGUUUUUAGACCAUGCAAAUUUCAUGGAUAAAACCUUCACUUAAAGGGCAAGUAAAGUGAACAUAGCGCUUCCAUAAUUCUCCUUUACCUGAAAGCAAAUCCUUUUUUUAAAGUUCAUAUUAAUAUCAUCACAUUUGGGGGGACAUUUAGCAUGUCCUGUGUUGUAUGUUUUGAGAAUACAGGUAAUAAGUUUUAAGUUGAUGUUAAUAUCAGAUUCAGUGAGCUGAGGUGAAAUGGGGUUUAACGUCGCGUCCAAGAUUAUUGCACUUAUAUAGCGAUGUGGAUGCACGUGUAUGUGUGGCUGCUUGUACUAGUCCGGACUGAUGCUGAUUUAUAGUGC